GUGGAUGGGAGGAGACGCAGCAGCAGAUCUAAGAGAGAAACAGUAGAGUCGUCCCAGCAUGAAGGGGACAACGGGUUUCCUCUUCGGCCUCUUCAUCAUCGCAGCGUGUUCCUCCGCCAUCGCCGCUCAGACAGCAGAUUGUAAGAAUGCCACCGUGGCCGACAUCGUCUUCCUGGUCGACGGCUCCACCAGCAUCGGGGCCACUAACUUUCAGGAGGUCCGGACUUUUCUCCGCGACUUCGUCAAAGACCUCGACAUCGGCCCUGACAAAGUGCAGGUCGGCCUGGCUCAGUACAGCAACGACCCUCACAAAGAGUUCCUGCUGAAGGACCACAAGGACAAGAAGUCCCUGCUGUCUGCCCUGGAAAGGAUUCCCUACCGUCUAGGAGAUACGAACACGGGCAAGGCCAUGCAGUUCCUCCUGGACGAGUACUUCACGGAGGUGGCAGGGAGCCGAGCCAGCAAGCGGGUGCCUCAGAUCGCGGUGGUCAUCACAGACGGAGAGUCGACGGACGAGGUGGAGAAACCUGCCCAGAAACUGAGGGAGCAAGGGGCCAUCGUGUUCGGCGUCGGGGUUGGACCGGUCAACCUAGAUCAGAUCAAGUCCAUCGCCAACAAGCCUCCGAAGCGCUUCACGUACCACAUCGACAACUACCAGGCUCUGGAUAGGCUGAAGGACAGUCUGCUGAAAACGGUUUGUGAGUCUGUGGUGGAUCAGAGGCAAGCUUUGGAGGAGACGUUUGCAGAUGUCUUCUUCCUGGUGGACAGCAACAUGCCUCAGGGACAGUUCUCCAUGUUUAGGUCUGACCUCAUCAAACUGAUCAAUCGACUCAACGUCGGAUACUCCGCCCACCGUAUCGGUUUGGCGCAGUAUGGUCAAUCUACCACAGUGGAAUUUUUGCUCAAUGCUUUUCAAACUAAACAAGAAACCCUGAAUGCUGUCAGGAAUUUCCGCAUCCGUCCGCAACGCAACCGACCGAGUAAUCUGGGCGAUGCUCUGCAGAAGGCCAAAGAUCUGUAUUUCAACAUUGAGCAGGGGGGCCGUGCACACCAGCGUGCCCGACAGUUCCUUGUUGUCGUGACUGGAAGAGGCUCUGAUGAUCCCGUGUCUCAGAUUUCUCACUUGUUAAGUGAGGCAGGGGUAACUCUUGUUGGCGCGAACGCAGGUGGAAACAUGAACGACAUUUACCAAUUUGCCAGUACUCGGUAUGCAUAUCCUGAUCCCAAAGUACUUUUUAUGAAGGAUAUCAUCGAGACUGAGAGACCAGACGCCAUCACUGACGAUUGCACAGGAGCCAACGUGGCCGACAUCGCGUUCAUCGUCGACGAGUCCGGAAGCAUCGAAAGACCCAACUUCCUGCUGGUGCGCGCUUUCCUGCACUCGGUGGUGAGCAGCCUGGAUGUCAGUCCGGCGAGAGUCAGAGUGGGAAUUGUUACGUAUGAUAACAAUCCCAGGGCAUGGGCCUACUUCAACACGUUCAACAACAAGACAGAAAUCCUCAACUUCAUCAACCUGCUGCCUUACAACGGAGGGGGCACGCAGACCGGAGCGGCCCUAAACUACACUUUAAAAGAAAUCUUUAACAAGGACACGGGCAGCAGAAAAGAGAAGGGUGUCCAGCAGGUGGCGGUGGUGAUCACCGACGGUAAAUCCCAGGACAACGUGAGCGAGGCGGCGGUUGCUCUCCGCCGAGCUGGGGUCACCAUUUACAGCGUAGGAAUCAGAGGCGCAAGUCAGAGCGAACUAGUCGAGAUGGCUUCACAUCCCAGUGAUCGUCAUGUUUUUAACGUGGAAAGUUUCACCAAGCUGAAGCCCCUGAAGCAGAACCUGCAGAAAAUCCUGUGUGAGAACAUCAUUUACGAAGCGGUGACGGACAAAACGACGGAAGAGGACACCAAAGAAGCAUGUUUACGAAAGGACGAAGCCGACAUCUUCUUCCUGAUGGACGAUUCAGGUAGCAUUAAGAAUUUAGACUUCAAAGAAAUGCAGAGCUUCAUCAUCAAGAUUUUAAAUACCUUCAUCAUCGGGCCAGAACAUGUCCGCAUGGGGCUCGUGAAAUAUGCAACCACAACAACAGACGUAUUUGGUCUGGAUGACCACCGAGACACCAAGUCAUUGGAAGACGCCGUCAAAGCUAUUCAUCACGCUGGAGGUGGGACCAUGACGGGAGAUGCACUCACAUUCAUGCUGCCACGUUUUAAGGACGCCAGAGCCACUCGUGGUCACCGAGUCCCCGAGUAUCUGAUCGUCAUCACAGACGGAGAAUCUGAUGAUGAUGUCAAGGCUCCUGCAGAAGAACUGAGGAAACAAGGUGUCAUCAUCUACGCCAUCGGGGUGAAAGAUUCAAAGCUGGAGGAGCUGCAAAACAUCGCCGGCGACCCCAAGAAGGCUGUCCAUGUCAAUAAUUUUGAUGCCUUGAAAUCCAUCAACAGUGACAUCACCACGGACAUCUGCUCUGAAGACGCCUGCAAAGACUUAAAGGGUGACAUCUUUUUCUUAGCUGACAGCUCCUCCAGCAUCUCCACGGAGGAAUUCAAGACAAUGAAAGAGUUCAUGAAAUCCGUCAUCAGCAAGUCCGCCGUUGGGCAGGACAAGGUGCACUUCGGUGUCAUGCAGUACAGCACCGACUAUAAACUGGAGUUCCCCCUCAACAAGUACAGCAGCGUGGCUGACAUGACUAAAGCCAUUGACGCCAUGGAGCAGUUGGAUAAAAACACGCUAACAGGAAAGGCCAUCGGAGAGGUGUCGCGCUACUUCGAUGCAGCGGAAGGAGGGCGUGCCGGUGUGACUCAGAGGCUGAUAGUGAUCACAGACGGCGAGGCCCAAGAUGAGGUCAAAGGUCCCGCUGAGGCUCUGAGGAAAAAGGGAGUGGUCAUCUACUCCAUCGGAGUGAGGAAUGCCAAGAUAAGCCAGCUGGUAGAGAUCAGCGGCUCAUCGGACAGGACGUUUAGCGAAAAGGACUUUAAUGCACUUGAGGACUUGGAGAGUAGGGUGCUGGUGAAGUUGUGUGAGAAAGAAUGUUUGAUCAAAAAAGCUGACAUUAUCUUCCUGAUGGACAGCUCCAAAUCCAUAGACUCUGGAGAGUACAACAGCAUGCGGAAGUUUAUCGAGUCAGUGGUGAGCCAAACCACGGUGGGCAAGGACCACACUCGCUUCGGGCUCAUUUCAUACUCGGAUAAGUCCAUGUCCCAUUUUGAACUAAAAGACCACGACUCCAAACGAUCAGUUCUUGCAGCAAUUCCAAAAGACAAGCCACCAGAAGGUGACACCCACACAGGCGAGGCCUUAGAAUUCACAUUACCGUAUUUUAACACUGAACAUGGCGGCCGGAAGAAGGUGCCGCAGAUUCUUGUGGUGAUCACAGAUGGGGAGGCAACCAACCCUUACAUCUUAAAGGAGCAUUCUGAUGCACUACGAGAUAAUGGGGUCAUCGUCCUCAGUGUCGGAGUGAAAGACGCUAACCAUGAAGAGCUGCUGACCAUUGCUGGUGACGACAGUUCCAGAGUUUUCGUGGUAGAGGAUUUUGACGCUCUGGAAAAUCUGUACGCGAACAUGUCUGAUGCCCUCUGCAACCCCACGAAGUCAAAAUGUGAGAAGGCCGACUUGGUCUUCCUACUCGACAGGUCUAGCAGCAUCAACCAAGACCAACACAAAAUCAUGAAAGACUUUACAGCAGACUUCGUGGACUACUUUAAUAUCAGUCAAGAGUUUGUGCAUGUUGGACUUGCACAGUUCAGCGAUGCACCUCACGAUGAGUUUUUCCUUGACAAGUACUUCCAGAAGGAGGAGUUGACCAAGCAUAUCCGCGGGGUGGUCCACACCGGUAUAGACACCUACAUCGGACGGGCCUUGGAUCACAUGAAGAUUUACUUUGAGCCUUCGAAGGGCAGCCGCACUAAUGUCCCCAAGAAACUUUUGUUGAUCACGGACGGCGGUUCUCACGAUGACGUGGAGGACGCAGCCGACGAUCUCAGGAGUCUGAACAUCGAGGUGUUCGCCAUCGCCAUUGGAGACAUUCACGACUUGCAGCUCCUGCAGAUCGUCGGCUCCCCAAAGAAAAUGUUCACUGUGAGGGACUUCAACGGCUUGGACGCUAUCAAGCAAAACGUCUAUCACAAACUUUGUGACGACGCCAAUGUGGUAGUGCCUACAGAGCCUCCAAUCCUGCCAACCGCGCCAACCCCGGCAACCGCACCAACCCCGCCAGUACCGACAUCCCCUGUAUCUACUAACUGCACCAUUGAUAUCGCCAUGGGAUUCGAUAUUUCCAAAAGAACCGGAGCUCCCGGUGAGACGCUGAUCAGCGGCCACACCCAGCUCCAGAACUUCCUGCCGGGCAUCGCCCACUACGUCUCGGUGGUGCAAGGCCUGUGCUGCACCGGCUCCACGCCCGUCAUGCCCAACAUCGCCUACCUAGUGUCGGCUCGUGAUGGAAAUUUCUUAUAUGACACAAACUUUGAAGCCUACAGCGAGGACGUGGUGAACAAAGUCCUGACCCUGCGGAUGUCACAACCUUCCUACUUCAACACCGCCACGCUGAACUCCUUUAAAGCGUUGUUCAAGGCCAAGUCCAGAGCCACUGUGAAGGUGCUGGUGAUCUUCUCAGAUGGACUUGAUGAGGAUGUAACGAAGUUGACGGACGCAUCAAAGCUGCUGCGGGAGUCUGGGGUCAGCGCUCUGCUGAUGGUGGCGCUGGAGGGCGUGAGCGACCCCGCCCAGCUACAGAUGGUCGAGUUCGGACGAGGAUUCAGAUACGUGCCUCCUCUCACCAUCGGCACGUCGAGAGUCGGCAGUGAAAUCCUCAAACUCGUCGACGCCGUGUCGGACAAGGAGUGCUGCGGCGUCAACUGCAAAUGUUCGGGACAUGAAGGCAUCCUCGGACCUCGGGGGGGCUCGGGAGGAAAGGGUUCGUCUGGAGUGAAGGGUCAGCAGGGCUUCCCGGGAGAGGAGGGCGUCUCUGGAGAGCGAGGACAUCCGGGGCCGAGUGGACCUCAGGGCAUCCAGGGCUGUCCUGGAGCCAGAGGAGUCAAGGGCGGGCGCGGCGUCUCCGGCAGCAGGGGAGAAGACGGCGAGGACGGCCUGGACGGAGUCAACGGAGAACAAGGAUUGUCGGGACUCGAAGGAGCUCGAGGAAUCAGAGGAGAUCCAGGAAACCCAGGUAGCCCGGGUAACAGAGGGGAGGCGGGGCUUAAAGGAGAGCGAGGACUGAGAGGAGAUCCGGGUGAGUCGGGGGCCGAUAACAGCGUCCCCGGAGCCAAAGGAGACCCCGGGAAUCCGGGUCUACCGGGUUUAGCUGGCGUGGACGGGGAGGCGGGGAGCGAGGGCGGCGACGGGAACCCGGGUCCAGAUGGAAGACGAGGCGCCGCGGGGCAGAAGGGUGCACCUGGGAGACCAGGAGAUCCAGGACUUCCCGGCAGCCCAGGUGCUUCAGGUCCUCAGGGACGCAGAGGAGGAAACGGGGACCUUGGACCCAAAGGAAUCAACGGUUUUCCAGGACCUCAGGGAGGAGCGGGAUCACCCGGAGACCAGGGCUCGCUCGGGCGCCGCGGCCCCAACGGACAGAAGGGCCAACCAGGAGAGCCGGGGGUUAAAGGUGCUAAGGGACCACUGGGACCUCGAGGGAUGCCGGGUCAGGACGGGAGAGACGGAUACGGCCCUCAGGGGCCCGACGGGCCCAAGGGAGAUCCUGGUUUCCCUGGUUACCCUGGGUUACGGGGCGAGGCUGGUCAGGAAGGAACCAAAGGAUAUCCAGGAGGUAAAGGGAACCGAGGUCGAGGGGGAAACUCAGGUGGGCCAGGAGGGCCGGGCGUGCCGGGAGAACCUGGACCUCCAGGACGCAAGGGUCCCAAAGGUCCUCCUGGAGUCAGAGGCAAGGAGUGCCUGCUGAUCACCAAAAUCAGAGAGAAUUGUGCUUGUUACCGAGGUGAAUUGCAGUGCCCGGCCUUCCCCACGGAGCUGGUGUUCGGCCUGGACAUGUCGGAGGACGUGACCCCGGUGGCCUUCGAGCGGCAGCGCUCCGCCCUGCUGUCCCUGCUGGACGACAUCACCAUCUCCGAGAGCAACUGUCCGACUGGCGCUCGCGUCGCUGUGGUGGGUUUCAGCGAGGACACCAAGUACCUGAUCCGCUUCCAGGACUACCGCCGCAAGAACCAGCUGAUCGAAGCCGUGAAGAACAUCGCCCUGGAGAGGACGGCCAAGCGGCGCCAGCUGGGCGCCGCCAUGCGCUUCGUGGGUCAGAACGUCUUCAAGCGCGUCCGAGCGGGACUUCUGAUGAGGAAGGUGGCCGUCUUCUUCUCCAACGGGCAGUCGCAGGACGGUUCUGACGUGGUCACAGCCGUGAUGGAGUACCGCGCGAACAGCAUCAACUCGGCGGUCAUCUCCCUGAGGAACGCUGCGUCUGUCCAGCGAGCGAUUGAGCUCGACGACUCGAGGAACUCCGUGUUCACGGUGCUUGGGAAGGACCAGGCCGCUGACCUGAAGAAGGUCCAGAACUGCAUCAUCUGUUAUGACCCCUGCAGGAGUUCAGAGAUGUGCCCUGCCAUCCCGAACCCUCUGCCGCCUCAGGAGGUGGAUCUGGACCUGGUCAUGGUGCUGGACAGCUCCAGGGAGGUGAAGGCUGAUGAGUACACCGGCGUACAGGAGCUGCUGGGCUCCGUGGUGGAGCAGCUGGCCGUGAGCCCGCAGCCCCGCAGGGCCGGCAGCCAGGCCCGGGUGGCCGUGGUCCAGCAGAGCGGCACCCAGGCCGUCAAGGUGGAGUUCGGAUUCGGACACUACCAGAACCACAACCAGAUGAGGAGGCACCUGAUCCGGAACAUGACGAAGCAGGACGGCUCCUCGGCGCUGGGCCGGACACUGGAGUACACCCUGAAGGAGGUGCUCCUGAAGGCCGGCCAGCCCCGCAAGAGGAAGGCCAUGCUGACCGUGGUGGGGACCAAGACGGCCCACGAGGACCGAGCCAAGCUGCGCUACAUCUCCCAGAAGGCCAAGUGUGAGGGCGUGGCGCUGUUCGUGGUGACGGUCGGCGAGCGCUACGACCGGGUGCAGGUGGAGGAGCUGGCCAGUCUGCCUCUGCAGCAGCACCUGAUCCACGUGGACCGACUGAAGGCCGACGAGCAGGGCUACACACAGCGCUUCUUCAGGGUCUUCCUCUCCGCCCUCGGCAAGGGGAUUAACACGUAUCCUCCUCCUGCUACGAAACGGACGUGCGGCGAUCUGGUUGAACCAGAGGAAACAAACGGUCAGGGGUCAGCUGACUUCCUCGAGUUGGGCGACUCGAGCUUUCCUGAGCAGAGACAGACUCAGAUCGAACAGCACAAUGUCAUCGACACUUUGCUGGUCGGAGGGCGAGAGCAGAGUUUCCUCUCAGCAGCUAAAGAUCCCAACAUCCUGACGGAGCCGAAGCCGACCAGCUUCAACUCUAAAGACCCAGACAUCCUGACGGAGCCGCCACUGACCAGCUCCAACCCGAAAUCCGUCUGUCUCCUCCCCGUGGAGUCCGGCAGCUGCAGGAACUACUCCGUCAAGUGGUCCUUCGACAGGAAUAAGGGCCGCUGCUCUCCCUUCUGGUACAGCGGCUGCGGCGGCAACCAAAACCAAUUUGAGACUAAAGGAGAAUGUGAGAAAAUCUGUCCAACCACGAGUGGAUUAGCAGCCGUAGCAGGAGGACGAGGAGCCAGAGGAGGAAGAGGAGCAUGGAGAAGAAGAGGAGGUGUGGCGGGGCUGCGUCGCCGGCCUGCUGGUUUACAAUGAACGAGAAUCUGAAAAAUGUUCCAGAAACACACAUGCAUCUUCACGGAAAAGUACCGAGGCGAGAGUCUACAGGUUGUUUUGUUUUUUCAUGCACUGGUCAGUUUUUUAAAGUUUUGGGCUAUUUUUUCCUCCCAUAACAUGUCUUCUUUUAGAAAACUUUUGGGUGCAUAUUUGACGAUAAAUUCAGUCAAAGUUAUCCUUAUGUCCUGGAAAUAUUGUGCAAAUGAACUCAUAUUUAAUGAGUUCAUACCUCAUUUGCAUAUCUAAACAUACAAUUUCAGAAAACUUGCAAAUGCAAAAACUGGGGAAGUUUCAUGGUGAUAUACAGUCGUGGAAGAAUUAUUAGACCAUUUUUUUCUUCAAUUUCUUGUUCAUUUUAAUGCCUGGUACAACUAAAGGUACAUUUGUUUGAUAACAACAAAAAUAGCUGAUAAGAGGUUAAUUUAAGAGCUUUAACACGAUGUUGGUUAUUAUCAAUAAAACCAUGUUAAAUAUCUAGAUAUCAGCUUUUAAAUUAAACUCUUAUUAGCUAUUUUUGUAGUUAUUAUUAUAUUUGUCAAAACAAAUGUACCUUUAGUUGAACCAGACAAUAAAAUGAAUAGGAAACUGAAGAAAGCAAUGGUCUAAUCAUUUUUUCCGUGACUGUAGAUUUGACUAUAAAUUCAGUCAAAUGAAUGCAUAUUUGAUGAGUUCAUACCUCAUUUGCAUAUCAAAAAUACAAUUUCAGAAAACUUGCAAAUGCAGAAAAAUAUUGUCUUAAUGUGAAUAACAAACUGAGGAAGUUUCAUCGUGAAAAAUGACACUAUUCACCUGCAGACUGCAAACCAAAACAGCAUCAGAAGCUGCCUCCACUUCCUUUCCUUGAACAUGCAUGUAGAGUUUUUUACA
This is a messenger RNA of Centropristis striata (black sea bass), 8638 nucleotides long. Its product is annotated as collagen alpha-6(VI) chain-like. The record is from RefSeq and is a predicted model, not a curated record. Gene Ontology annotation, molecular function: extracellular matrix structural constituent conferring tensile strength; serine-type endopeptidase inhibitor activity. The transcript is spliced from 41 exons. Lineage: Eukaryota; Metazoa; Chordata; Actinopteri; Perciformes; Serranidae. Bases 59 to 7750 code for a protein of 2563 amino acids. Gene Ontology annotation, biological process: extracellular matrix organization.